CAUUCAACUCAGCAUUGUUAAUUUAAGGUUGUUUUCUCCCUCUCUCCCUCCCUCUCUCUCUCUAAACAUUUUAUAUAAUUAGUAACAAUUUAAAAAAGAAUGAGUGAAGCUGUGGAAUUCUUUCCUUACAACAAUGGCUUCUCAUCAAAGGUGCACUACGAAAACAGUCACUUGAUCUUAGAUCAAAAUCAGGAGGAAGAAAAGCAAGAUUCUUGGUUUGAAGAAGUGAUCGAUGAUGAUCUAAAAUGGUCUUUUGCUUUGAACAGAGUGCUGCACAAAGGAACUAGUGUGUAUCAAGACAUUGCUCUUCUCGACACCAAACGAUUUGGGAAGGUUUUGGUGAUUGAUGGGAAGAUGCAGAGUGCAGAAAUUGAUGAAUAUAUUUAUCAUGAAUGCUUAAUUCAUCCUGCCCUUCUAUGUCACCCCAACCCAAAGACUGUGUUUAUAAUGGGAGGUGGCGAAGGAUCUACUGCAAGAGAAGCACUAAGGCAUAAAUCAGUAGAGAAUGUGAUUAUGUGUGAUAUUGAUCAGGAAGUGGUUGAUUUCUGCAGGAAGCACCUUACAGCAAAUCAUGAUGCUUUUCGAAACAAGAAGCUCAAUUUAGUCAUAAAUGAUGCCAAAGCUGAACUGGAGAAGAGAGAAGAAAAGUUUGAUAUAAUUGUGGGAGAUUUGGCAGAUCCUGUUGAAGGAGGGCCAUGCUAUCAACUAUAUACCAAGUCUUUCUAUGAAAAUAUUCUCAAGCCCAAGCUCAAUAAUAAUGGGAUCUUUGUCACUCAGGCUGGACCGGGAGGUUUGUUCACUCAUAAAGAGGUCUUCUCAUCAAUAUACAACACAAUUAGACAAGUCUUCAAGUAUGUUCGCGCUUACACAGCUCACGUGCCAUCGUUUGCUGACACGUGGGGAUGGGUCAUUGCAUCGGAUCAACCACUCAGCAUCGAUGCAGCAAAAAUGGACAUCAAAAUAGCAGAGAGAAUUGAAGGGGAAUUGUUGUAUUUGAAUGGCGCCACAUUUGUUUCAUCAACCAUUUUGAACAAGACUGUUGCAAAAACGUUGAAGAAUGAGACCCAUGUUUAUACUGAGGAAAGUGCUAGGUUUAUCCACGGCCAAGGAGUUGCAUGUCGGAAUUAAUUACAAAUUGGAUAUAUAUAUAUAGGUUAAUUUCAAAUUGCUAUGUUUGUGGGUUGUUGCUGGAGAUUUACUAGCAAAUUAAUUAAAUCCCUUGUUAUAUAUUAUAAGCAUUUUCAGUUUGUUUGAUCA
This is a messenger RNA of Salvia miltiorrhiza (redroot sage), 1257 nucleotides long. Its product is annotated as thermospermine synthase ACAULIS5-like. Gene Ontology annotation, molecular function: thermospermine synthase activity. Gene Ontology annotation, biological process: polyamine biosynthetic process. The transcript has 10 exons. The coding region runs from base 100 to 1128 and encodes 342 amino acids. NCBI's taxonomy places the organism in Eukaryota, Viridiplantae, Streptophyta, Magnoliopsida, Lamiales, Lamiaceae. The record is from RefSeq and is a predicted model, not a curated record.